AUCGCUGGCAUUAUCAUCAACAGCACAGUACUCCCCAGCAUUUCAUGCAGCAUCCGAUUACGAUAAACAACAAUAUCGAAUAUUGUGUGAGCGAUUAUUGGGUUUAAAUCCAGCCCAAAUUAGCAUUUGUCAACAGCAUCCGUUUGCAAUUCCAUCUAUUGGACGUGGUGCGAGAGAUUCAGUUGUUGAAUGUCAAGCACAAUUCAAAUUUGAAAGAUGGAAUUGUUCGGAAAGGAUAAGUAAGCAUUCAAACGUAACAACAAAUGGUUUUCAAGAUUUGCUUGGACAAACACUUCGAGCUGGAAAUAGAGAGACGGCAUUUAUCUCAGCCGUUGCAAGCGCUGGUAUUGUGCAUGCUAUUACAAAGGAUGCAGUGCUGGAUCAUGCGAGUACAAUAGGACGAGAAAAAUUUUCAUGGGGUGGUUGUUCGGAUAAUUCCAAAUAUGGUGUUCAUUUUGCUAAACAAUUCCUGGAUCGUUUUGAACGAGAGCAAUAUGAGAAAGAUCGUGAUAUAAGACAUCUGAUGAAUCUUCAUAACAAUUUUGUUGGUCGUGAGGCAAUUGUCCAAAAUAUGCGCAAACAAUGUCGAUGUCAUGGUGUAAGUGGUUCAUGCGAAUUUAAAACUUGCUGGUUACAAAUGCCAAGGUUUGCUGAAAUUGGUGAAAUGCUGAAACAACGCUAUAAUCAUUUUGCUGUUCAGGUAGCAAAAAGGGCUAAAAAACGUUUACGAAGGAAAGAACGUUCGGAAAGAAAAAAACCAUUACGUGGAAACGAAAUUGCUUACAUUAACAAAUCACCAAAUUAUUGUGAGCGGAAUGAUGCCGAAGGUAUUCUUGGUACACAUGGCCGAGAAUGUAAUCAAUCAUCACUUAAUUCGGAUAGCUGUGAUCUAUUAUGCUGUGGUCGUGGCUACAAUACGAAAGAAGAAAUACGUACGGUGCAAUGUCAUUGCAAGUUUGUUUGGUGCUGCUCCGUGAAAUGCAAGACAUGCACGGAGAAAGUUCUUGUUCAUACAUGCAAAUAG
Molecule: messenger RNA, 1024 nt
Organism: Loa loa (African eye worm)
Lineage: Eukaryota; Metazoa; Nematoda; Chromadorea; Rhabditida; Onchocercidae
Exons: 8
Biological process (GO): multicellular organism development; canonical Wnt signaling pathway; cell fate commitment
Cellular component (GO): extracellular region
Molecular function (GO): frizzled binding; cytokine activity
Source: RefSeq, a predicted model, not a curated record